AUGGGUGGUAUCAGAGAAAAGAAGUCCCAAUACUUCACUAAAUUAAGAGAAUUAUUAGAAGAAUACAAGUCCAUCUUCGUCGUUGGUGUUGACAAUGUUUCUUCCCAACAAAUGCACGAAAUCAGAAAGGCUUUAAGAGCUGAUGCUGUUGUGUUGAUGGGUAAGAACACCAUGGUUAGAAGAGCCAUCAGAGGUUUCUUAUCUGACUUACCAGAAUACGAAAAGUUAUUACCUUUCGUUAAGGGUAACGUUGGUUUCAUUUUCACCAACGCUGACUUGAAGACCAUCAGAGACACCAUUGUCGCUAACGUUGUUGCCGCUCCAGCCAGAGCCGGUGCCGUUGCUCCAGCUGAUGUCUGGAUUCCAGCCGGUAACACUGGUAUGGAACCAGGUAAGACCUCUUUCUUCCAAGCCUUAGGUGUCCCAACCAAGAUUGCCAGAGGUACCAUUGAAAUUGUUUCCGAUGUCAAGGUUGUCGAAGCCAACCAAAAGGUUGGUCCAUCUGAAGCUACCUUAUUGAACAUGUUGAACAUCUCUCCAUUCACCUACGGUAUGACUGUCGUUCAAGUCUACGACAAUGGUCAAGUCUUCCCAUCAUCCAUCUUGGAUAUCACUGAUGCUGAAUUAGUCGGUCACUUCGUUGCCGCUAUCAACACCAUUGCUUCCGUCUCCUUGGCUGUUGGUUACCCAACUUUACCAUCUGUUGGUCACUCUGUUGUCAACCACUACAAGAACGUCUUGGCUUUAUCUAUUGCUACUGACUACACUUUUGAAGGUUCUGAAGCUAUCAAGGACAGAUUAGCUAACCCAGAUGCUUACGCUGCUGCUGCUCCAGCUGCUGGUGCCGCUGCUGCUUCUGGUUCUUCCGAUGCUCCAGCUGAAGAAGAAGCUGCUGAAGAAGCUGAAGAAUCCGAUGAUGACAUGGGAUUCGGUUUAUUCGAUUAA
Messenger RNA from Dujonia railenensis, 945 nucleotides. The record is from the annotation of a GenBank genome assembly. Lineage: Eukaryota; Fungi; Ascomycota; Pichiomycetes; Serinales; Debaryomycetaceae.